AUGGAUAACCUAUGGAGUCGCCGGACACACUCCAGCAAGCUUUCGCUCUCCACAGCCAGCGGUGGCAACAGUGACACUUCAUCCCAUUCCGCAAACGCAGCCACCCGCAAUGGCUCUUUCCCCAGGCGCCUGGGCGGUGACAGCUCAGCGCACGGCGGCAAGGCCCAGACUCCCUUCAACUCGGCCAUGACGCCCGGAGGCACCCUCAUGUCGCCGGGCGUCGGUGGCGCCAGCAGCGCCUUCGGCCUAGGUUCUGGCGCGUUCGCCUCAUUUGGGUCGGCCAAGACGCCCAAAUCACCAGGAAACCCGUUCGACGCCGCCAUGGGUCUCAGUCAAAAGACCCCUGGGUUGGAGAAGAACGCCAAGGAAGGUGGGCUGGGUGGGGGCAGCACGGGCGUCAAGGCGGCGACAGCCAAGGGCACAUCUUCGGCAACGGGAGGACCCUCACGGCACCCUCUGCGCACGCCGUGGGUAUUCUGGUUCCGGCCGCCCAUAAGCAAGGCGAACGGCUACAUCGAGUACGAAAAGACGCUGCACGCCAUGGCGGAGGUGAGCACGGUCGAGGAUUUUUUCGCCGUUUAUGCGCACCUCAAACGGCCUUCGACCCUUCCGUUGGUCUCGGAUUAUCACCUUUUUAAGAAGGAUAUUCGGCCGAUCUGGGAAGACAACGAGAACCGGGCGGGCGGAAAGUGGAUCGUGCGGCUCAAGAAGGGAGUGGCGGAUCGGUAUUGGGAGGACUUGCUGCUGGCUAUAGUGGGCGACCAGUUCACCGACGCCAGCGAGGAGGUCUGUGGUGCGGUGCUAAGCGUCAGGAAUGGUGAGGAUAUUUUGAGCGUCUGGGUCCGCAGGGAUGGCGGUAAGGUCGUUAAGAUCCGCGAAACCAUGAAGCGGAUCCUCGGCUUCCCUCCCGACACCAAGAUUGAGUGGAAGAGCCACGAAGGGUCCCUCCAACAACGUACUGCACUGGAUGAAGUGCGCCGCGAGAGGAACGCAGAGAAGCGUAAACAAAAUCAGCAGCAGCAACAGCAGUAUGGAAGUGGUCAAGGGGAUGAUCAAAAGCAGCAGCAGUCGCAAAGCCAACAACAGGGCAGCGGCGCGACUCAAUAG
This is a messenger RNA of Pyricularia pennisetigena, 1107 nucleotides long. RefSeq lists its product as uncharacterized. The record is from RefSeq and is a predicted model, not a curated record. NCBI's taxonomy places the organism in Eukaryota, Fungi, Ascomycota, Sordariomycetes, Magnaporthales, Pyriculariaceae. Gene Ontology annotation, molecular function: RNA 7-methylguanosine cap binding; translation initiation factor activity. Gene Ontology annotation, cellular component: cytoplasm; eukaryotic translation initiation factor 4F complex. The transcript has 3 exons. Gene Ontology annotation, biological process: translational initiation. Bases 1 to 1107 code for a protein of 368 amino acids.